GCUUCAUAUUAAUGAGCAGCAAUCGUGGCUUUAAGUCCUUGAUUAGAAGAGUGCAAGAGCUUUUGGUCCCAACUGGCUGUGCCUAUAGGCUUGUCACCGGGAGAACGCUUUCUGUUAAUUGCACCGCUCGAGUGACGGGACAGUGAGAGGAGGAGAGAGAGAGAGACAGACACAGAGAGAGUGAGAGAGAGAGAGAGACGCAGAGAGAAUAAGAGGCAGAGAGAAUAAAAACAGAACUUUGAUUUAUAUAGAAGGGCUUGCUCAAAUGAUGGUCGCAGAACGCAAAUGGAGUCGGUAGAACUUUCGCUCCCCGAGUGUUUCUCGUUACACUCUGAACAAGAGUAGAAUGAAUGUAUCAAAGGCCCAAGUUAAUAGCGAAGAUAAGUACGCCAAAUGCGGCGCGUGGAGAAUGCAACAGCAUUACGACGUCGAGGCGAGUCACAUGCGCGAUGCGCAUGCUCUAUAUAACCAAAGGCUGCUUUGCAGAAUGUCCAGCAAAGAACGCCACAUUGAGUCCAACUGCCCCUCCUACAUUAAGACGGAACCCUCCAGCCCUGCCUCACUGACGGACAGCGUAAACCACCACAGCCCCGGCGGCUCUUCGGACGCCAGCGGCAGCUACAGCUCCGCCAUGAACGGCCACCAGAACGGCCUGGACUCGCCGACCCUGUACGGACCGGCCGGAGCGCUGGGCCCCAAUGGCGCCAGUGCCAAGCGCUACGAGGACUGCUCCAGCACUAUUGGCGAGGACUCGCAGAUCAAGUGCGAGUACAUGCUGAACUCCAUGCCCAAGCGCCUGUGCCUGGUUUGCGGCGACAUCGCCUCGGGCUACCACUACGGUGUGGCCUCCUGUGAGGCCUGCAAGGCCUUCUUCAAGAGGACCAUUCAAGGCCUGGCCACAGGGAACAUCGAGUACAGUUGUCCCGCCACCAACGAAUGUGAGAUCACCAAGCGCCGACGGAAGUCCUGCCAAGCCUGCCGCUUCAUGAAGUGUCUCACCGUUGGCAUGAUGCGAGAAGGAGUGCGGCUGGACCGGGUGCGCGGCGGCAGACAGAAAUACAAACGCCGGAUAGACGCCGAGAACAGUCCUUACCUGAACCCACAGUUGGCCCUGCCUCCCAAAAAGCCAUUCCCCUUUGGCUGCCUUGCAGAUAACAAGAUUGUAUCACACUUGUUGGUAGCUGAGCCCGAGAAGAUCUACGCCAUGCCGGACCCCACCGUGCCGGACAGUGACAUCAAGGCUCUGACCACACUCUGCGACCUGGCUGACCGCGAGCUGGUGGUCAACAUCGGCUGGGCUAAGCACAUCCCAGGCUUCUCAACGCUGUCGCUGGCCGACCAGAUGAGUCUCCUACAGAGCGCCUGGAUGGAGAUCUUGAUCCUGCGCGUGGUCUACAGGUCGCUGUCGUUUGAGGACAAGCUGGUCUACGCCGAGGACUACAUCAUGGACGAGGACCAGUCCAAGCUGGCCGGUCUGCUGGAUCUGAACAAUGCCAUCCUGCAGCUGGUGAAGAAGUACAAGGGCAUGAAGCUGGAGAAAGAGGAGUUUGUCACUCUGAAAGCUAUAGCGCUCGCAAAUUCAGACUCCAUGCACAUCGAGGACGUGGACGCUGUGCAGAAGCUCCAGGACGUUCUACACGAGGCCCUGCAGGACUACGAGAGCGGGCAGCACGCGGAGGACCCACGCCGGGCCGGCAAGCUGCUGAUGACCCUGCCCCUGCUCCGGCAGACCUCCACCAAGGCAGUGCAGCACUUCUACAGUAUCAAACAGGACGGCAAGGUGCCCAUGCACAAACUCUUCCUGGAGCUGCUGGAGGCCAAGGUCUAGCCACGCCCCUUGCUUAGGCCCCACCCCUCAUUCGGAAAGUGGGCGGGUCGUCGACCACACCCAUUUCACUGGGCAGGCAAUGACUGAUUCUCCGCUACUACUGACGGCGAACCUUUUGUCAAUAAACAGUAUCAAAUAACGCUAAGAAACAUAACCUUAACGGUACUCGUACCUACUGACGAUGAGACAUCAUCCAGAAAAGAACGAAAGUGUUGUUAUUGAGGAAAAACCUUAAAUAAGGGGAAACAAAGACUGCUUUAGACACUGUUUAGCGGCGGGACUUUGAGAACCAGCUUUUGACUUGUUCUUCUUCAAAAUCUGAUGCAGUUUUUAAAAGCUAUCGAAAACAUUUUGUUGAUUUUCACAAAACCUGGAGCCGAGGAAGAUCAGCCCUGCCAAAGGAAGGAGUUCCACUGAGUGGGAAGCCAGCAAACUGUACUGUCCUGAACCCAUGUCCAGCUAUCUAUCAUCUUAUUCAAGAAGUCUAGGAUCAAACCCUCUUUAUCGAACAGCCACAACUCAACUCAACUCAACUCAACUCAAAGCGAGGACCUGCAGCAGUAGAAGUAUUACCACCAGACCUCGCCGGAGCAGUCUGACAACACGUUAGCCAAACAGAGAUUUGAUUUAUUUGUUUUUUGUUUGUUUGUUUUUGGCUCUUUUCUUCACUACUAUUUCAAGAAGAAGCUGCUCCUCACUUUAAUUUCACUAAUUUCACCACAAGCUGUCAUUGGGGUUCGAUUCCCUUCCUUUCCUGUUUUCUUUCGAGUCUUCCGAACACUUAUAGUCACUUUUAAUGAUUUAAUGAUCUUUUCAGGGAAGAUCCUGAGCUUUAGUCUCUCAUGCAAUACGAAACACAGAGGUUCUGCGGUGGACGAGGAAUAGACUUAUUCUAAACUUAUUUAUUGAUAUUGUUUUACUGUGUUUUAUUUCACUGUAUUUUUACUGCAAUGAAGGGUGUAAAUAGGCUUUGUGGUGGACAUCAUUGACAGGUUAUGUUCAUAAUAUGUUACUGAUUGACUGAAUACUCGUUUGUUUUUCUAACCAACUUUAACACUUUAACACUUUCAGCAGCUGGUACGAGUCAUAAAAGAAGUCUCUUUUCUGCUCUCUUCUCCAAGCAAUAGACCUUUUAAAAGCAAAAGCAGAGGUGUGUAAAUGUAUGCAAUUUCUUUUAGUGCCCGUCUUUGUUUGGGAAACUGAAUUUCCUGCAGCUUUAGCUUUCGUUUCUGCGCUUGAUAUAAGAUGAUAGUUGACAGAAAUGAUGGCCAGAAGGACCAUAAACAUUAGCAUUAAACAAACAAAUGAUAUAUGCAUUUAUAUUAACCCCAGUCUCUUUACUUUUAUUGACAUCAUUUCAUAUCCAAGCAGUUAUACGAACUUUGCCAAGCAAAUUGGCACUUAGACAGGCACGACAUCGCCACUACGUGAUGGAGAAGCGCUGUAGCUCUAGUUCCGCGGCGGUCCUACUUUCUUUCUUACGCCGAUUAGGAGAAGCCGUAAGAAGUGAUGUCACGGCACGUAACCUUCAGAAAUGAGGAGGCGCUUCUACUUUAGCGAAGAGAGAGAGACUACGUAACUACGCAAGCUUUCCACAGCACUCAUCUGAAAUAUGUCAGUAUUAGUAUGGGGUAUUUUCUGAAUAUUCUUAAACAUUGUAUAUUGUAAAUGAACAGAUUAUAAAACUAACCUAACUAAGACAUUUUAUUGGAACAAAAAUGACUAAAAAAGUAAAAAAAUAAUGUAGUUCAGCUUCUUGAUGUUUCAUGUCUGCUGUGCUUGUUUCUGAACCAUUUUUUUCUCUAUUAUUUUUCCCUUUCCCUCCCUCCGUUCCAUGCAAUGCUGUUGUGUACUUCUUGUGGUGAUUCCAGUUUUUGUGCCGUACACAUCUUUCUCUUAAUUUCUUUAUUUUAUAAGUUUUUCUUUUGUUUUUAGAGACAGGGUAGAACAUAGGAUAGAAGAGACACUACUGGAUGUACGAAUCCUCAGGAGACAAGGAUGAUGGGUUCUCAAACAACUGAACGAUUACUGAAUUACACUUAAACACUUAACAAAAAAAAAGACUCUGUAGCUACCGCUAGAUCAACAGAUCCGCAAUCUAUACUGUAAUCUAUACUGAUGUAUAAGUGAUUAACAGUUAUUUAAAGGAAGGAACAACAUAUAUAUUAUAUUUAAAAAGGGAUCAUGAUCAAUUAUUUUGUCUAACUACUUUUGUGUAGACUAACACUGUAUAGGUUUUAACAAAUGCUUUUAAAUAUCUCAGAACAGUAGUGCAUUUGGAUUUGUUUAUUUGUUUUUAUUUUAUUUUUCUUCUUUUUUUCAUAAGAUGCUGUACAUAAGGCCUUCCAUGCUGAAAAAAACUCCAUUGUAAUAUUAUCUUUACUCUUUGAGGCUGCAAAGGGAAAAAAAAACUUUUUAUGUUUUGGUGUAGGAUCAGUUUCCAAAAUUAUCGCUUUAACUUUGUGUGCUGAAUAAAAACAAAGAAAAAAAGGGUGUUUUUGGAAUAAAACAGGGGAAAGGGGGUUUUAUUCAUUAAAUUUUUCCUCCCUUCUGUCUUGUUCUAUAAAUACUGUGUAAUAUCUAUCAUUAGCUAUACAGAACUAUAUUUAGACUGUGCUUUGGAGAGGUUAGUAUAAUGUAACUCAGAACAUUAUUCAUGGCAACUCAUCAGAUGGUCAAACACAGGAGGGUUCUUGCUGUUGAUAGGACGUCGGCACUUUCUUUUUCUUUGUUCUUUUGUUGUUUUAUUGUUUGUUUUUUACAUGACAUGACUCGUGGCAGAAAGGUGCUGCUUUUUUGUUUGUGAUUCUCUUGGUUUCUCCUGUUGUCUAUUACGUUGUCUUUACCGUGAGAGCGGUACUGAACGUCAGCGGACGCGAGAACGCGUAACUCGGUAACGUCACGCAGGCGUUACAGCAGCCAAGCAGUCCUGGGCCUGUAUAUGCACUGAGUGCACUCUGGCGCAUUAUUUAUAAUAACUCCUGAUCUCCAUUCAGUUUUAAGGUGCAUUAAAUUGAAUUAAAUAUUGAAAUAUUGAAGUGUUCUUUUUUUUCUGUUUUUCUUUUUUUUUUUUUUCAGAUCGUACCGAAGCGACAAUAUAUACAAGGUUCUCUCUCUUACAAAAUAAGCAAAAAUCUUUAGUGACUGGUACCACAUCACAUGUACUGGGACAGUAUAUUUACUCCACGAGCAGCUUUAGAUCAUCCUGAGAAGGCUUUGCUCUGUCUUUUAAACGUGCUACUCGUGCCCUGAGCGCAGAGAUGGGAUUGUGUAAUUUAGCGAUUUAGCCAUACCGACGAUGACUUUUUCCAACAUAUUUUCUUAUUUAAAGCAAUACGACUGUGCGGCGUGCAGGUGUCGCACUUUGUGAUUGAAUUAGAUCAAAAUGCUGUAUUUAUUGGACUAUUUUGCAAUUUAAGGGAUAUUAGGAACGAUAAUAUGAAGAUGUACAAACAACUGCUAUUUUUUAUUAUAUAAUGACAUAAUGGGCGUUGGUUAUAUUUAUUCUCGUGUCGGUGUUUGCCAAACGCGUGAAGGGGUUUCACGGCAGUAGAGAACGCGCAAAAUAUAGAAAACACUGAUGGGAAGGAAAAAGAGGAAAAUAUACUGAAGAAAAAAAAACGUAAAAAAAAAAAAAAAAACUUAUAAGAUCAAUAAGAUUAAUGAUAUAAAUUUCAAUCCAGGAUUUGCUGAAACAGCCUGUAGUGAGAACCAUGUCUGUAGUUAUAGAUGUGCUCCACAUCAGUAAAACAAUUAACUGUAUAUUUUUGUGAUGUGUAUCAUACAGUGUGCUCCAAUGAUUCUGUCCAUUUGUGUAAAUGUAUUUAUUUUACAUUGUAUAUAUUGUUCAAUGCAAAAAGAGAGACCUAUGAUUCUGUAACUACGAUCAGUUCAGAUGUGUAACUCCAAUUAUGCCUUUCAGGAUAAUGGUAGAGCAAUAUUAAAACAUGCUUCCAGUUUUGA
Astyanax mexicanus (Mexican tetra) is the source of this 5791-nucleotide messenger RNA. RefSeq names its product estrogen-related receptor gamma a (gene esrrga). The record is from RefSeq and is a predicted model, not a curated record. Lineage: Eukaryota; Metazoa; Chordata; Actinopteri; Characiformes; Acestrorhamphidae. The transcript has 8 exons. Gene Ontology annotation, cellular component: nucleus. Gene Ontology annotation, biological process: regulation of DNA-templated transcription. Bases 347 to 1828 code for a protein of 493 amino acids. Gene Ontology annotation, molecular function: DNA-binding transcription factor activity; steroid binding; zinc ion binding.